Perkinsus marinus ATCC 50983 is the source of this 615-nucleotide messenger RNA. RefSeq lists its product as hypothetical. Gene Ontology annotation, molecular function: acyltransferase activity. The record is from RefSeq and is a predicted model, not a curated record. Bases 1 to 615 code for a protein of 204 amino acids. The transcript is spliced from 6 exons. NCBI's taxonomy places the organism in Eukaryota, Perkinsozoa, Perkinsida, Perkinsidae.
AUGUUCUGGGAAGUGCUAGCUAGCUCCGAAAAUAUGGACAUGGUCAACCUCAUGUGUUGGUAUGUCAAUCGUGCGAAAGACCCACAGGAAAGGGAUGAGGCGAUGGAAGUGAUUGGGAAGAAGCAGAGACGUGUUAUGGAAGGUAAAUCUCGUUAUCAAUUAUGUGUAUUUGCUGAGGGUACCACAUCUAAUGGAACCUCACUUAUGCAUUAUCAUGAUGGUGCAUUUGAGAGUAUGUUGCCUGUACAGCCAUUGUAUAUACAGUACUCCAACCUCAAUAUCAGCUUCACUUGCUUCGACCUGUUACCACACUUCUUCCUGGUCAUGGCCCUUCCCCCAUGGCAUACCAUCACUUGCACAGUUCGUUGGUUACCUAAGGUGGCUCCUGAUGCUGGCAGUUCUGUAAGGGACUUCUCUGGUAGAGUUAGAGAUGAAGUGGCCAAGGCAGGGAACCUUCGACUGGACAACAAGUCCAAUCUGAAAGGUCACUAUGAGAUCACAGACUUCUUCUUGGGUGAUAAUGCAGCAAAGAUUGCCACUAAGAAGGACCGAGAUAACACCGCGCUUGUGCGCAAGUCGUCAUACAACUCAGCAGAUACCUCAGCCAGCGACUAA